Molecule: messenger RNA, 1339 nt
Organism: Glycine soja
Lineage: Eukaryota; Viridiplantae; Streptophyta; Magnoliopsida; Fabales; Fabaceae
Product: biotin carboxyl carrier protein of acetyl-CoA carboxylase-like
Exons: 9
Coding region: 182-1075 (297 amino acids)
Source: RefSeq, a predicted model, not a curated record
GAAAUGUACGAAGCUUAAUUUAGUCUACUCUGUAUGCAAAAAGAGUUGAAGAAUAACACCAAAGAAAUUAACAGAAAAAUGAGGUAGCUGUGCCAAGUUAUUUUAUGCUAAUGCUAAGUGUUGCUUAUUUAUCAGAAUCACGAGCAUAACAUUUUCAUGAAGGCAAUUGAAUGUAUCCUUCAUGUUUCUACAAAUAUAUAACCAAAGGAUGCUCUGCAAUCACCCAAGAGCAUAUCCCAUAGGCACUAUGUCCCAUGUGCGAGCCUCCCUUGAGAAGCAAGCUGUAGUUCCCAUUCAUAAUGCCGGAUGGAACUCUAAAAGUAGGCUUUUCAUCCAGCAUUUGGCAUAUGGUCAGAAGCACAUUAAUUCCCACACGAAGGGGAAAAACACACUAAUUUCAUGUGGAAAAACAGCUGAAGCUAUCAACGCAUCCAAAUCUGAUGCUUCUUCAGAUAACACUCCACAAGGCUCAUUGGAGAAAAAGCCUUUGCAAACUGCUACUUUUCCUAAUGGAUUUGAGGCUUUGGUAUUAGAGGUCUGUGAUGAGACUGAAAUUGCUGAACUGAAAGUAAAGGUUGGAGAUUUUGAAAUGCAUAUUAAGCGAAACAUUGGAGCAACAAAGGUUCCUUUGUCUAACAUUUCACCAACUACACCACCACCUAUUCCAAGUAAACCUAUGGAUGAAUCAGCACCCGGUAGCCUGCCACCUUCACCACCAAAAUCAUCUCCAGAAAAGAACAACCCAUUUGCAAAUGUUUCCAAAGAGAAAUCACCAAGAUUGGCAGCAUUGGAGGCUUCUGGUACCAAUACCUAUGUCUUAGUAUCAUCUCCCACGGUUGGCUUAUUCCGAAGAGGUAGAACAGUGAAAGGGAAGAAGCAACCUCCUAUCUGUAAAGAGGGUGAUGUAAUCAAAGAAGGGCAAGUCAUAGGGUAUUUGGAUCAAUUUGGCACUGGACUUCCUAUUAAGUCUGAUGUGGCUGGAGAAGUGUUGAAACUACUUGUUGAGGAUGGAGAGCCUGUUGGUUAUGGAGACCCUCUUAUUGCUGUCUUGCCAUCUUUUCAUGACAUCAAGUGAGAUAGCCUUUUCCUGUUAAUGAUUAAUCAUGCGGCAUUUUUUUUAUUAGGGGAGCUAUUCGCGUAUUCGCAAAAGUUUUUAAUAGGUUACAAAUAAAUGUGACUAAAUAUUUGGUACGGAGGUUCCUUAUUGAAAAUCAUACUUUGUAUACCAAUUGCUUAAAUUGUACUGGAUAAGCUAUUCUGAGACCGCCUCAUUAUGUAUCUUACUUGCUGGAGUUUGAUUGCUAGCUUGUCCUUUUAUUUUAUUUAUUUUCUCCCAAAA